This is a messenger RNA of Daldinia loculata, 1416 nucleotides long. Its product is annotated as GMC oxidoreductase. The record is from RefSeq and is a predicted model, not a curated record. The transcript is spliced from 5 exons. Lineage: Eukaryota; Fungi; Ascomycota; Sordariomycetes; Xylariales; Hypoxylaceae. The coding region runs from base 1 to 1416 and encodes 471 amino acids. Gene Ontology annotation, molecular function: flavin adenine dinucleotide binding; oxidoreductase activity, acting on CH-OH group of donors.
AUGAAAAUAAGCGAGAGACUGGCUGAGACAAUACACACCACUGUCACUUGCAUUCCGCCCUGUGAGAGGCCCUCGGAUGGUCAAGCGCUAUCAUCGCGCAAGCUUUUUGUUCCCCCAACCGAUGCAUCGCUCGAUGCUUGGAGUACACUUGGUAAUGACGGAUGGAACUCGGACACAUUUAAGGAGUAUUAUUCAAAGGCAUUUACACUUCCCAAAGUUGAUCAAUCAUCAAGAAAGGUGCUUGGAAUAGACGGGUAUUCUCUAUAUAAUACUCCUAACGGCCCACAUCAACUAUCCUACGCCGGGAAUCCGGAGCAUCCCGUACUCGAAGCUUGGAUGACAACAUUCAAAAACAAAGGCUAUCACGUAUCGAAUGACCCAUUUCUAGGAAUACCCGUCGGGGCCUUUACCUCUCUCUCCAGCGUCGACCCGGCGAGGAAAGAAAGAAGUUAUGCAACUUCAGCAUACUACAGCCUUGUCAAAUACAGGACCAACCUUGAAGUCCUUACAAAUGCGACUGUGGAGAAAAUUCUGUUCAAAGAUGGCCAUUGUACGCAGGCUAUUGGGGUUCAGUAUCGGCAUGGCGAUAACGUAAAAGUAGUAGCCGCCAGUAAGGAAGUUAUUCUUGCUGCCGGCGUUCUCCAAUCUCCCAAGCUUCUUGAGCUAUCAGGUAUUGGCAACAAAUCGAUACUACGCAGCAAUUCAAUCGAAACCGUUCAAGACCUUCCUUGUGUCGGAGAGAACCUUUACGAUCAUCCUGUUUGUAGUAUUAGCUACGAGAUGGUAGAAGGCGUAGAAACGCUUGAUUCGGAUUACACUGUAGGUAAAACAAGCUUACUGAUAUCCAUGGGGGUCGAUACAUAUGCAUACCUUCCGAUGCCUUCGGCGGCGUAUCUCUCAGUUCUAAGACAGCAUCCUCUUCCGAUCGACCCCAACUCAGACUCGCCAUCCGGUCCCAUACACGGAAAUUUUAUUGCACUCGUCGCUACGCUUUCUCAACCUCUUUCACGAGGAAGUGUUCACAUCACAUCUAACGAUCCAUUGGCUGCGCCCACCAUCGACCCUAAUUACUUCUCCAGUGAGAUUGGCAUCGAAGUUUAUGUACGACAAAUGCUCUACCUUGACACUAUCGCCAAGUCAUCGCCUUUCAGCAAAUUGCUAAAGCAGCCCCUAAUUCCCAAGAAAUACCUACGCACUAGCGCGAUAUCUAUGUGGCAUAUGGGAGGAACCUGCGCCAUGUUGCCGGAGGAAAAAGGGGGCGUCGUGAACCCGAAGUUGAAGGUAUAUGGCGUGGAUAACCUUCGUAUUGUGGAUGCCAGUGCGAUCCCGCUCAUUAGUACUGCUAAUCUUCAGUCUACUGUCUAUGCAUUUGCUGAGAAAGCAGCUGACUUGAUCAAACAAGACUGCAGGCUGUGA